AGUAAUACUUUAUUUGAUCAAUAUUUAUCUAUUUCAAUAAUAAACAGUUAAAGGUAACACUGUCAACGUUUAUAAUUUUUAUUUAUACACAAAAUGGGGCCUAAAAAAGAUGUUACAAUAAAAGCAAAAAAGAAGCUUAGUAUACAUAGGGAUAUCGACGAUGAUUUAGAAGAAUGGAAAAAAUCUAAGCAAUUGGUCAAACCCAAAGAUCAAGUGGAAUUGUCAGAUGCAGAAUUAAAAGAGAUUCUCUCAAGGAAUUUGGUGCUCACCAACGCACAGGCUCCCGAACAUAUCGUAGAAUUUAGUUAUAAUGAAGGGUGUUUUGUAGAAGUACCACAACCAAAGAACUACGUUGUUGUUUAUGCCAAACAAGGGUGUUACCUGCACAAGACCUCAGAGGAAGCUAAACAACAAUAUAUUGAACAAGGACUUGAUUUGAGUCUAUUGGAGACAAUUGAUCAUCAAGAUGAUGAAGACAUAGAACCCAUACCAGCACAAUCCACCAAACCCACAUUGGCAGAUGAAGGAGGUGAAGAAGAAGAAGCAGACCUAGAUGGUGAAGAAGAAGAAAAACUGGAGGGUAUGGAAGAAGAGGAAGGGGAAGGUGAUGCUGAAGAUGCUGCUGCAGGUGGUGGAGGUGGUGAUGAUGAAGAGGAAACCACAGCAAAACCCGCUGGGAAGUUGAAGAAUCAAUUCAACUUCUGUGAAAGAGCAGGACUAUCAAUAAUACCACCAAAUAGGGACCAAGAAAGUCAAACAGUCCCACCACCAACUGCUAACUGUUCAGGGCUGGUCCUUCAAUGGGUCAUCUACGAUGCUUACCAAGAAGAUUUCGAGGAACAGGAACGCGAAAAAGAACGAGAACGAGAACGCAAAGAACGUGCCAAGGAAAGUGGUGGUACCCACAAACCCCACCCAGCUCCAAAACCCAAAGCUAUUGUCCGUAAAGAAUUCAGCGAUGAAGUUGUACUAAGAGUAUUUGAUUGUUGGAAAGUCUUGGAACGUAUGAUCAAUUUAAACACCUACGAUGACAUAGCUAAAGACUACAGGUAUUGGGAAGACCCAUCUGAUGAAUUCCGAGAUAAUGAAGGUACCCUCCUUCCAUUAUGGAAGUAUCAAUAUGAUAAACUCAAAGAAUACACUGUCACCUACCUAAUGUGGAACAAUUGGUAUUAUGACAUGUUUAUAGCAUGUUUUGGUUCAGUGGACUUCCUAAAACCAAGCGUCGGUGGCUACAUUUGUCUCUACACCAUCAAAAACCCAUCAUUUCCUGAAAGUAUCUGUGUUUGUGACUCAGCUGUCAUGUGCGCUGACGUCCAUCGCUUCUACCCAUACAUGAUGGUAUGUGGUCAAGCAGAUGGUAACAUCGCCGUGUACAAUAUCCAAGCAAGCACAAAACUCUGCGCGUAUCAAACAAAAAACUACAAAACAAAAUGUUUGGGAAUAGUCUGGGCAGUAAAAUGGCUGCCGGAUUUACAAGAUGGCGAACUGAACUUCUUCGCUGUGUCAAACGAUGGCGUUGUAAAGAACUAUGUGCUUAUGCAAAGCGAGUUUGCUGUCACGCACAUCAUCAAAUUAAUUCUGGAUACACCGCCGGCCGCUGGACCUGAUGGAACUUUUGUUCCACUAAUAGGCUGUGCUACAACUUUGGUUAUGCAUCCGAAAGACCCCAAUGUGUAUUUAGUAGGCACGGAAGAAGGCUUCAUUUAUAAAUGUAGCGUCAACUACAGCUCGCAGUAUUUGCUCACUUAUAAAGCGCAUGAUUUGCCUGUGUACAAAAUUAAUUACAACUAUUUUAAUCCGGAUAUAUUCAUAUCAUGCAGUGGUGAUUGGCGGAUUAAAAUUUGGGAAGAUGGGAGGUUGGAUCCGUUGUUUUCGUUUGAUUUAGGAGCUGUUAUUUCGGAUGUCCAAUGGGCACCGUAUUCUUCAACGGUUUUUGCUGCUGUUACCUAUGAGGGAAAAGUUUAUGUCUUUGAUUUAAACAUGAACAAAUAUAAACCGAUUUGUGUGCAAGCUGUGGUGUCAAAGAAGAGGUAUAAAUUGACUACGAUUGCGUUUAAUAAUAAUUUACCGAUUAUUAUUGUUGGAGACGAUAAGGGUUGUGUUACAUCGUUGAAAUUAUCACCAAAUUUACGUAUUCCGUGCAAGGCACCAAAGAAACAACAACAUUUGGAUCAAUUUACACUGCAAUGCAUGAAACUGGAUAAAUUAUUGGCUGUUGUCAGGGAACCAUUGGUUAUUUCUGUCAAUCAAGAUAUUACAAGUACUUUGAUCAUUGUCAAAUAAAAUUCUAUGUUUUUUUACACAAAAA
Dalotia coriaria is the source of this 2311-nucleotide messenger RNA. Its product is annotated as dynein intermediate chain 2, ciliary. NCBI's taxonomy places the organism in Eukaryota, Metazoa, Arthropoda, Insecta, Coleoptera, Staphylinidae. Gene Ontology annotation, molecular function: dynein light chain binding; dynein heavy chain binding. Gene Ontology annotation, biological process: outer dynein arm assembly; cilium movement. Gene Ontology annotation, cellular component: outer dynein arm. The record is from RefSeq and is a predicted model, not a curated record. The coding region runs from base 94 to 2286 and encodes 730 amino acids. The transcript is spliced from 7 exons.